This is a messenger RNA of Penicillium canescens, 735 nucleotides long. RefSeq lists its product as uncharacterized. Bases 1 to 735 code for a protein of 244 amino acids. The record is from RefSeq and is a predicted model, not a curated record. Lineage: Eukaryota; Fungi; Ascomycota; Eurotiomycetes; Eurotiales; Aspergillaceae. The transcript has 4 exons.
AUGGACUUUGAGGACAUGUGCACCGAAGUUGAAAGCCUUCAUCAGAAGAUCAAAUUCAUAGAGAAACAUGCGGAAUCAGUUCAAAGGCGCGGACUUCUGGCAGAAGAACAAGCACGCCGACGGGCCGAGUUACUUGAAGACCUUAUACAGGAGGUAGACGCCAGCCGAAAAGAAAACAACCUCCUUGCGACACAACUAGCUAGCUUGCAAGCUGAGAUUAAGUCGUUUAGUGAAGAAGACGCCUGCCACUCUAUUCGUCGUCUCUAUCACGACCUCCGACAUUGGUCUCAUAUCGCGGCACUAAUGUUUACGACAUUUUGGGUCCGAUUUAUGGUGGGAUAUGGACCUUCUUGGAACAACUAUCUUUGUGGUCUGGACCAAGAGGUUAGGGGACUUUAUAGAUCGCACCGAACAAGCCAGCUAAGCGACCUCAUCCAGCGGUGUGUCCAACUGAAACAAAGCCUGGAGUGCCAAGAUGGCGCCUAUAUCUUUCGGCGAAGUCAUCCUCGAAUGCCUUUCCGAGAUGAGAACAUGCGAAGCCUCGUGGAGGAGGUGGGUUCAAAUGACACUGUGGAGUACAGCGUAUGGCCUGGUCUUUACCAAAUUUUACAGCCAGGGAACUGGGCAGUUGUAGAAAAAGAAAUCGUCAAAACAACAUCUUCGAGAAUCGACACACUAUCAAUGACUGAUGAGCCGGAAGGGCGAUCAGAAGAGCAAUGGUUGGAGGAGAUAUAG